This is a messenger RNA of Oncorhynchus masou masou (cherry salmon), 1032 nucleotides long. RefSeq names its product calpain-2 catalytic subunit-like. The transcript is spliced from 6 exons. Gene Ontology annotation, biological process: proteolysis. Gene Ontology annotation, cellular component: cytoplasm. Bases 1 to 1032 code for a protein of 343 amino acids. The record is from RefSeq and is a predicted model, not a curated record. Gene Ontology annotation, molecular function: calcium-dependent cysteine-type endopeptidase activity. Lineage: Eukaryota; Metazoa; Chordata; Actinopteri; Salmoniformes; Salmonidae.
AUGGCGGGGAUAGCGUCUAAACUGCAGCACGACCGGGAGAAGGCGCAGGGCAUCGGCUCCAACGCGCGGGCGGUCAAAUAUCUCGGCCAGGACUUCGAGGCGCUGAGAGCCAGUUGUCUUGAACGCGGGCAGCUUUUUCAAGAUGACCUUUUCGAAGCGAUCCCCGCGUCUCUUGGAUUCAAAGAUCUUGGACCAAAUUCCAGUAAAGUUUGUGGUAUCAAAUGGAUGCGACCGAUGGAGUUGACCUCCAAUCCCCAAUUUAUAGCUGGAUGGACCACUAGGACAGAUAACUGCCAGGGGGCACUGGGUGACUGCUGGUUGUUAGCAGCUAUAGCUUCUUUGACCCUCAACAAACAGGUGUUGUCCCGGGUGGUUCCCAACGGACAGAGCUUCGACAAGGAUUAUGCUGGCAUCUUUCACAGGUACUUCUGGCAGUUUGGUGAGUGGGUGGACGUGGUGAUUGAUUACCGGCUGCCGGCAAAGGAUGGAGAGCUGCUGUUCGUCCACUCAGCCGAGGGCUCUGAGUUCUGGAGCGCCCUGCUGGAGAAGGCCUACGCCAAGGUGAAUGGAUGCUAUGAGGCUGAAUAUAUUGUCUUAGCCGGACACUGGUCUCGACCAACCAGGCGAUACGUCACUUGCCGUGGAAGUCGAAGAAGGCGUCUCCAUAACGAGGGUCUCCAUGGAGACGUUGAGCCCGGAACACAGACCAGAAACAGCUUUGCCGACCUGGAUUCAGAGGUUCCGGCGCCUUCGUCUUUGGUGGCUUCCCAAUCAAGAUUGGAUCCGGAGGUACCUGCUUCUUCAUCCUCGGUUCUUUCUCCCUCUCCGGUGGCUUUUACCUCUGGUUCAGCUCUUUGGAGCUCCCAGCCUCACCACACCGCGAGGCUGCCUGAGAGACCGGUCCAUUCAACAUCACCAGCUGUCAUCAUAGGCAGCUCUAUGGUGAGAAACAUCUCGGUCCCCAAGUCAAAAACCCUGUGCUACCAAGGAGCAGGAGUACAGGACAUAACAAGACUGCCCAAAUGUGCCUAA